This is a messenger RNA of Pieris brassicae (large cabbage white), 2896 nucleotides long. RefSeq names its product choline transporter-like 2 (gene Ctl2). Gene Ontology annotation, cellular component: membrane. The coding region runs from base 353 to 2542 and encodes 729 amino acids. Gene Ontology annotation, biological process: transmembrane transport. Gene Ontology annotation, molecular function: transmembrane transporter activity. The record is from RefSeq and is a predicted model, not a curated record. NCBI's taxonomy places the organism in Eukaryota, Metazoa, Arthropoda, Insecta, Lepidoptera, Pieridae. The transcript has 13 exons.
CAAAUUACCAUCAGUGAUCAGUCACAGCACGGCCCUGCUCGAUGUUACACGCGUAUCCUCAUGAUCUUGAUGAACUUUUGCUUUCGUGAACGUAAACAAAAGUAAAGAUAUUACGGAUACAAUAAGUGUUAAACUUUAUAACGUCUAUGAAAUUUUUUAUUUAUCUUUUAUUAGGUAAUUUCAAGUUAAAUAAGUUUCUAUUUAAGUGUCAGAUAUUGUGUUUUUCCGGAGGCGACGCGACGGUCAAUUAUAACUAACUAUAUCUGAUUUAGUUCACUGAGUCACAGUUUCUGUGUAAAUAAGAAUAAGGAAAGUGCUUGGAGUACUAUAUGUUUUGAUUGCAGUCGAUACAAUGGGAAAAGAUUAUGGAGAACCGAUAAGUUAUGACCCAAAUUUCAACGGCCCCAUUCACAAUCGCUCCUGUACUGAUAUAUUAUGGCUGAUUGUAUUUGUGCUCUUCCUUGGAGGAUGGGGAUACGUUGGAUAUUACGGUUUGACACGCGGUAGCAUUGAAAAAAUAUUAGCACCAAUCGACUCAAAGGGCCGGCGAUGUGGGCUAGAUUCUGGACUCGAAGAGAAGAAAAAUCUUAUGUUUUUCAACAUUGCCAAAUGUCUUUCUCCUGGCACUCCAAUCACUGGUUGUCCCACUACGCAGGUUUGCGUGGAAAAUUGUCCGGACAAUACAAUUAUUUUCGAAAAGGAAUUGAGUCAAACCAGUUUUGAAUCGCUAAGAUCCAAAAUGGUCUGCACCGAUGAUGUAAAUAUAAAUACCAUGACAAGUUCACAGGCACUUCAGUAUAUGAAAGAAGAAAAGUGUGCGCGAUUCCUAUUAGCUAGUCAACCAGUGUUGUUCCGCUGCAUUGGUGACCUUUCAACUCUACAAUGCCCAAAGACUAAAGACGGAAUCCGAAGUGGAAACGAGGAAUGUGUUCGAAACCCAGUCGAGGCCCAGAAAUCUUUGCUGAAUAGAGCCACAGCACUCGAUUCUUACAUCGGUUGGAUUGCUGCAAGCUGGGUGACCUUUUUCACUAAGGAAAAUGAACGAGAGGCGCAUAUUCUAUCAUCACAAAUAGUUCAAGACCUGGUCCAGUCUAGAUGGUACUUAGCAGGAGCGUUGGUUGCAGUCUUCGUGCUAUGCUUCAUAUACAUUUUGUUGCUGCGAUGGGUCGUGGCUCCGGUCGUUUGGGUAUCAAUUGCUGGUCUAUUAGCAUUGCUCUGUUUCGCUAUGUAUCUCUGUUACAAGAAUUUUGAAUACUAUAAGGCAAAUCCAGCGGGUCUCUACCAAACCAACAAUUUAAAGGGAUACGCACAAUCUAUAUUUGCCAAAUACCAAACGUGGCUAGUUAUAUUAAUUGCUUUGGCGGUUAUUUUCCUAAUCCUACUACUAGUAGUGAUAUUUCUACGAAAUAGGAUAUCGAUUGCUAUUGCCCUUAUACGUGAAGGCAGCAAGGCAGUAACAGCGAUCAAGUCGACAGUAUUGUUUCCAGUGUUCCCAUGGAUCUUACAAUGUGGUAUUAUAGCGUAUGGGGUGUUGGUGCUGAUGCUGCUCCUCUCCAUCGGAGAAUCAUCAUUCCGAGUAGUAAACUUACGGAAUGAUACAACAUGUAGCUGUGCCGGCGUUUAUACUGAGGAAGGGCAAUCGUGUAAUCCAGCCAAUUUUAUAAGUGUGUGCCGUGACACUCAAUCCGUAGGAGGCCUAAUGCCUUGUUCCUUAGCCUCCUGUCAUUUUACGGGAAUCGAAAAUCCUAAUAGUGUGAUUGCGUUGCAUUUGGUCAAUUUGCUUGGUUUCUUCUGGACAAUGUUUUUCAUUAGUGGCAUCACUGAUAUGAUGCUGGCGAGCACAUUCUCCACUUGGUACUGGACUUUCAAAAAGAGGGAAUUGCCAUUCUUCACUCUCACUUCGGGAAUAUAUAGAGUUCUUCGCUACCAUCUAGGCACGGUUGCUUUAGGGGCUUUAAUUAUUGCAAUUGUUCGAGUAAUAAGGGUUAUAUUAGAAUAUCUAGACAGAAAACUUAAGAAAUUCGAUAAUCCAUUCACACGAUGCAUCAUGUGUUUCUGCAAAUGCUUCUUCUGGUGUUUGGAAAAUUUCCUGAAGUUUAUAAAUAAGAAUGCGUAUAUUAUGUGCGCUGUGCACGGAAAGAACUUCUGCAAGAGUGCACACGAUGCAUUCUCGCUACUCAUGAGAAACAUUGUUAGGGUUGUUGUUUUGGAUAAGGUAGCAGACUUUAUAUUUUUCCUAUCAAAACUAUUGAUCUCAAUCGGCGUUGGAUUCGCGGUGUAUUAUCUACUUGAAUGGAACUAUGUCUACGAAAUAACUAAUGGCGAAAAACUGCACUACAACUACGUACCAGCGAUAAUACUGAGCGUAGCCACCUACCUCAUUUGUACUAUUUUCUUUAAUGUAUACUCCAUGGCUGUGGACACGCUGUUUCUCUGCUUUUUGGAAGAUUGUGAGCGGAACGACGGCUCGCCCGACAAACCAUACUUCAUGUCUAAAAAUCUAUUAAAAAUACUUGGCAAGAGAAAUAAGAAACUUAACUAAGUUAAAUAUUAACAACUUUAAAUAGUGUUUAAAUUAAUCGUAUUAUUCAAGAAAUUUAAGAUAAUUAUUCAACUACCAAAACAUAGCGUCGGAUCGGUUUCAGAUUAACGAAAGGCGUUAGGAAUCGACGACUAGGCGUAGAAUGCUGAUAUUUUGAAUAUUUACAUUUAGAAGUAUAUCUCUACAAAUUCAUUUUCUAUUGAACCUAAAAUGUUAUAUAAAAUUCAUCGUAAUGAACGUAGAUUAUUUGGUUUCAAAGCGAUGAGAGAUAACAAUUAUCUCGCAUCGAAUAUUAAAAUUAAAGUACAGAUUUCGAUUUUAUGACGCACCAACCGUAAGCGCUAAUAUUGAAUU